Messenger RNA from Penicillium cinerascens, 2889 nucleotides. Its product is annotated as M28 family metallopeptidase. Gene Ontology annotation, molecular function: metalloexopeptidase activity. The transcript has a single exon. Gene Ontology annotation, biological process: proteolysis. The record is from RefSeq and is a predicted model, not a curated record. Bases 1 to 2889 code for a protein of 962 amino acids. NCBI's taxonomy places the organism in Eukaryota, Fungi, Ascomycota, Eurotiomycetes, Eurotiales, Aspergillaceae.
AUGGCUUUUCCCAAGGCCAGAAACCCUCUGGCAUUUACGCCGUGGCCGGUCACAAUAAUUACCACCGUGGUGUACCUCGCCCUGAUCAUUCCCGUUCUUGUCAUCCAUCUCAACGUCCCGGCCGCACCGCGAACUAGCCCCAAAGGCUUGAACCUCACCGAAGCAUGGCAGGACCUUCAAACUCUGACAAGAGGCUUCCAUCCGUACAACUCGCGCCGGAAUGACCAGGUGCGCGAGUGGUUGCUGGAGCGCAUCGACGCGGUCACGAAAGCCGCGCCCGCGGAAUACGCGACCUCUGAGGAACAGCCCGAGGUCUUCGUCUUCGACGAUCUGACCUCGAAUUUGACUUCGAACGAUGCCCGCACCGGUGUUUACUUCGAGGGAACGAACAUCUUGGUCUACGUCCGUGGCUGGGAGGAUAAGAAGGAUAACUGGUGGGAGGUUCCUGGCAAAAUGCCCGCCGGCAACGGCGGAGUUCUGGUCAACGCGCACUACGACAGCGUGUCGACCGGGUAUGGCGCCACAGAUGACGGUGUCGGUGUUGUGACAUGCCUGCAGCUGCUCAGGUACUUCACUACGCCGGGCCACGCGCCGCGCCGCGGCUUGGUGGUGCUUUUCAACAAUGGCGAGGAGGACUAUCUGAACGGUGCUCGGGCGUACAGCCAGCACCCGAUGGCGAAAUUUGCACAUACAUUCCUGAACCUUGAGGGUGCCGGCGCUGGUGGCCGGGCGACUUUGUUCCGCAGCUCGGAUACAGAGGUCACCCAAGCUUAUGCGAAAUCGAAGUAUCCGUUCGGGUCUGUGUUGAGUGCCAAUGGUUUCGAGAAAAUUGGUAGCCAGACGGACUACGUUGUUUUUGAGGGUAUGAUGGGCUUGCGUGGGCUGGAUGUUGCCUUUUUUGAGCCCAGGGCUCGGUAUCAUACUGAUCAGGAUGAUGCGCGGCAUACGAGUAUGGAUUCGGUGUGGCAUAUGCUGUCUGCGGCGGUUGCAACGACUGAAGGUCUUGUAUCUGACUCCAGUGACCGGUUCGAUGGCCAUCUCCGUGACGACGGCUCCGUCCCCAAUGGAAAGGGUACUCCGGCUGUUUGGUUCGAUCUUUUCGGCAGUGCAUUUGCGGUGUUCCAGCUUCACACGCUCUUUGCUUUAUCGGUUACUAUGUUAAUUGUGGCGCCAUUGACGUUGCUGGCUACCAGCGUGGCGCUUUCCAAAGCUGACAAGAUGUAUCUAUUCCGCUCAUCGGCGAAGGUGGAUGGCAGUGAAGAAAGAGUCUCACUUCGCGGUAUGCGAGGCUUCUUCCGCUUUCCCUUCCUGCUUGGGAUUCCCACGGCCGUAACUAUUGGCUUGGCUUACCUGGUGACAAAGGUGAACCCUUACAUUGUGCAUAGUAGCAGCUAUGCUGUAUGGAGCAUGAUGAUCUCUGCCUGGAUCUUCUUGGCUUGGUUUGUGUCAUGCGUGGCUGACUUUGCACGGCCAUCGGCCUUCCACCGGGUGUACACCUGGACCUGGCUGUUUGUUCUCACCUGGGCUUUGUUGGUAGUCGCCACUGUCUACGAGAAUGAGCAAGGUAUGGGUGGUGGUUAUUUCGUGUUCUUCUAUUUCGCUGGCACCUUCCUGGCUACCUGGAUUUCUUAUCUCGAGCUUUUUGCUCUCCCAAGGAAAUCGGACUUCACGGACCACUUUGCCCUAGGCUCUCGCCGACCCAGCACCUUCGGCAGUCGGCUUGGUACUGCAUCCGGGGAUGAACACCAGGAUGACGAUCCCGAAGAGGAGCCAACUGAAUCAACUUCACUGCUACAAGGCCGCCAGCGCACUACGUUUGCGAACUACGUCAACGUCUCUGGAACUCAUACAACAGAACCUGAAGAGGCGGAAGAUGAACAAGACCCGAACGUGUACGGAAACGAACAGACAUGGAGUGCCUCGAUGCCUUCGUGGACCUGGGUCCUCCAGUUACUCCUGACUGUUCCCAUCAUCCUCACUCUGGUGGCUCCACUUGCUCUGUUGGUCACCAGUGCCCUCCACCAAACUGGUCAAGAUGGCAACCCCGCAUUGUUCGUGUAUAUUGUAAUUGCCGGCCUGACAGCGAUGCUCUUUGCUCCGAUGCUGCCAUACAUUCACCGCUACACCUACCACAUCCCGAUCUUCCUGUUCUUCGUCCUUCUUGGCACACUCAUCUACAACUGCAUCGCCUUCCCCUUCUCCGACUCCAACCGCGUGAAGCUGUUCUUCUCUCAGCAAGUUGAUCUAGACAGAGGCAACACCACCGCCUCUUUGACCGGCGCAUACCCCUUCGUGGCAGACGUGGUCCGAGGUCUCCCAAGCUCAGGCGGACAAACCGAGUGCCAUCCCUGGCUCACACGCACUCAAUGUACCUGGACCGGUCCAGAACCACAAGUUGUCCCGGAGUCUUCUUCCCCCUCGCCUGACUGGGUUUCAUUCGGUAUCUCCAAUCAAGAGAAUAGCACUCACUCCGUGCGCUUCGAGGUCUCAGGCCAGAACACCCGCGCCUGCCGUAUCACCAUGGACCGCCACCCAAUCACAAACUUCAGCGUGGUCGGCUCCUCCCCUCCAGAUUCCCGUUUCUUGCAUCCUGCCUCGGACGGUAUGCAUGAAAUUCGGCUGUGGAGCCGGACCUGGGAUGGGCAGUGGACCGUGGAUGUGAACUUUUCCAAGCAUUCUGACGAGGGUGAGGAGGAACCUAUCAAAGGCCGUGUAUCUUGUCUGUGGAGCGAUAACAACACCCCCGGACUGAUUCCCGCUCUCGACGAGGCUAGACAGUAUGCGCCGGCCUGGGUGGCUCUGACUAAGCUGUCUGACGGGCUGGUUGAAGGAUACCGGGAGUUUGAGCUUGUGCGUGGAGAGUCUGGAUUGGAGCAGGCUGCGAACUAA